Molecule: messenger RNA, 444 nt
Organism: Syzygium oleosum
Lineage: Eukaryota; Viridiplantae; Streptophyta; Magnoliopsida; Myrtales; Myrtaceae
Exons: 2
Coding region: 26-247 (73 amino acids)
Source: RefSeq, a predicted model, not a curated record
AGAGAGAGAGAGAGAGAGAGGACAGAUGGGUGCAGAAGGCGAAGAAGAGAAGACGGAGACGAAGCCGAACCCCAUUUCCGAGGCCCAGUUCCUGUCUUGGAAGCGUCGAAAGGAUGCUGAAGCGUCAGCAAGGAAAGCUGAAGCUGCGAGAAAACGUUCUGAGGAUAUAGCUGCAGGUACCGUGCAAAUGAACGGGCGCGAGCUUUUUCUGCACGAACCGUGGGUAUUCGAUAACACAAACUACUGAAGUUGGUUAAAUUUAACAGUGUGUGAGAUAGUGACUCCUGUGUACACUAUUCAUACUUUCUAUUGAAAGAAUGGAAUGCUGCAAGAAAUAUAAGUUCUUCAUUGAUGCAUCUUGUUUUCCUUGAAAGUUGACAUUCUUACUUCUUGUAGACAGUGACUCGUCUUGUAUGCAAUCUGCAAAUUUUUGUUACGCUAUAA